UGCGCAAGGUAAUUGUAGGAUGGGCCCUAAUAAAUGGAGACAAACGGGAGUAAAGGACAUCGACAACAUCACCAUGAACUCAGUAGUGAAACUACCAGAGUCAUUAGUAACGCCCCUUUUGAGACGUCAAUCAUGGGAAUUUGACUCGAGUGCCCGAUCAGACCCGACAGCAAUUCAAAUUUCCGCUCCGAGAUUCGUCCGCGCCAAUCGAGCCAUCCAUUUCCCUGCUUUUCGAUAUGGCUGGAGACAGCGGCCCUCACAUGGACACCGAUUCGCGUAAGCCACGCCACCCGAAUUUGGUAUUUAUGGAUGAGGAGGGAGGCUUAAGAUUCUGGGUUCAUCCAAGCCUCCCUGGAAGGCCAGAAAUCACUGAUCGAAUCGAGCGCCAUGGUGGAAAAGUAGUGGAUAGCAUUCGCCCUGCGUACUUGGCCAUCACAGAUGACGAGUUCUGCGACAAUAAAGAACUACGCGAACAUCCUCUCCGCACAAUAGGAGUGAUGCCGCAAUGGGUUCAGGACUCAAUUGAUGCGUGUAAGAUUCAAGACUUUGAGGAUUAUUUAGUGGUAUACCAUCGACCCGAUACCGAGGAGGGUGCAUCGGGAAUAGAAAGCUCGCCUGAAAACGAACUCAGAGCAGGAACCGUCAUGGAGGUUGACGGAGGUGACGACAACGACUCGGAUCCCGAUCGCUCUUCCAACGAGGACAGUGACUGGGUGGUUCAAGCAGCGAAAGACUUCUUCUCUGACUCGCCCAGAGCCACCUUGGAAAGCUUCUACCGUUGGUGCGCAAAUAAAUCUGUUAUAAGCGGAAGCAUCGUUCAGAGGAUUAUUGGAAAAAAUUCAUUAGUGAGAAGCCACUUCAAAAGACCGUGGAUGGGAUCCGUAAUCCCUACUCCUUGCGUACACCGUCAGAGAGGAAGUCAGAUGAACCUCCCACUACGACGAAACAGAGAGUCAGCAAAUUUCCCAGGGGUUGGUCCGAGAAAUUACGGGACGAGAUGGUGUCGCACAUCGCACUGAACCCUGGACUCCGCCCAUACACGUUGUGGAG
Messenger RNA from Cantharellus anzutake, 1050 nucleotides. RefSeq lists its product as uncharacterized. The coding region runs from base 237 to 1019 and encodes 260 amino acids. The transcript is spliced from 5 exons. Lineage: Eukaryota; Fungi; Basidiomycota; Agaricomycetes; Cantharellales; Hydnaceae. The record is from RefSeq and is a predicted model, not a curated record.